Molecule: messenger RNA, 930 nt
Organism: Knipowitschia caucasica
Lineage: Eukaryota; Metazoa; Chordata; Actinopteri; Gobiiformes; Gobiidae
Source: the annotation of a GenBank genome assembly
AUGGAGUAUCAGCGCUUACAGCUCCAGGCUAAGGAGGCGCAGCGCGCACAAGAAGAAGCACUACUUGCUAAGGAGACUCUUCAUAAACAACUGGAUAGGAAUCGUCGCCUGCAGGAAGCCCAGAGAAGGGUGAGAAUGGCUAAACUGGCCUCCUCAGUCCUAAACACAGAUGCGCAGGCUGUUUCACCAGAGCCCUCAUUAACUCCUGAAGGCUACCUCCAGCUACCACUCAGCCACCUUCUGUGCCAAGACAACCCACACCUGUGCCAGACAACGCUCCGAGCCUUCUUCAAGCCACGCAGCCAACGCAAUAUGCUGAUUGCUUCCACUUACGGUAUUCCCAGGCCUACCCUGCCUUAUUUUGAGAGUGGACGUGAAAGCGACUUUGCCCUGCUGAAGAUGGCACUCGACAACCUCCUGAGUACCCACACUCACCUCAGUGAACAGUAUAAGUAUCAGCCCUACACCACGGCCUUGAAAGCUCUUCAAGACAAGUACGGCCAACCACGGCAGCUCGUUCAAUCUGAACUGGGUACAAUAUUGAGCAUGCCAGCUUUCAAACCAGGAGACUUUGCUGCAUUCGACUCCUUCGCCCUGGCGGUGCAGUCAUUGGUUGGAAUGCUAAGGUCACUUGAGGGUCAUAACAGUUACGAGCUGAUGUGUGGCUCUCACGUUGAUCGCCUGCUGAGCAAGAUGCCGCCACACCUCCGUGACAGCUUUGUGGAAUACUGCCUGACCCGUGGUAUCCUUCAGACAGUUGUGCAACAUCUGAACUUCAAGGGUGAUUCCGAGACCCUGGCUCUCCGGACAGUGCAUCGAAAAGUUGAACACAUUGCUGGCUCAUCUAUCUCCUUUGAGAUUUCUCCCAUUGAGAACCCCUCUGAGAGCAGCGUUAUCAGCACCUUAAGGGUCUUCCACUACGCCCGUUGA